Lachancea meyersii CBS 8951 is the source of this 1221-nucleotide messenger RNA. The record is from the annotation of a GenBank genome assembly. Lineage: Eukaryota; Fungi; Ascomycota; Saccharomycetes; Saccharomycetales; Saccharomycetaceae.
AUGGGAUACCUCGAAACUACAGCAGGAGAGCCUAUGCAAUAUAUGGCUGCCGUAUAUGGACACGGUUUGAAAUACGAGAGGCCUCCAUUCACCUUUCAAAGUAACGACUGGGAGAGAUUGGCUCAAGACCAAAUGUCGAAAAACUCGUUGGGGUAUGUUUGUGGAAGCGCUAGCACGGGCGAAACCGACAGGAAAAACCGGGCUGCGUUCCAAAAGUGGUCCAUCGUUCCUCGUCGGUUGGUAAAGACGACAUCUUAUCCGUCGUUGGAAUCGCAAUGCCUGGGCAAAAAGUUGCCCGUGCCAAUUGCCAUUGCUCCUGUCGGAGUGCAACGAAUUUUCAAUCCAGACGGCGAAGUUGCUGCUGCUGCUGCUGCUGCUGAAGAAAAAGUGCCAUACAUAUACAGUUCAGCGGCUGCAACAUCGAUCGAGGAAGUAUCCAAGGCAAAUGGCGAUGGCACUCGCUGGUUUCAAUUGUAUUGGCCUUCAAAUGCUAAUAAUCAUAUUACUGCGAGUCUUUUGAAGCGAGCCAAGGAUAAUGGCUACACUGCGCUUUUUGUCACAUUAGACACUUACAAACUAGGAUGGCGUCCCAGUGAUCUCGACAAUGCAUACAAUCCGUUCCUGCGUUCAGACUCCAUUGGUGCCGCUCUCGGUUUUACCGACCCUGCAUUUCGAGAGCAGUUCAAGCAAAAAUACGGGAAGGAAAUCGAGGAAGAUGUCAAGAAUGCUGCAAAAGAGUGGGCCAGCACCAUAUUUCCAGAGUUUAGUCACGGGUGGGAAGAUCUCAAGUUUCUACGCGAGCAUUGGGACGGUCCCAUAGUCUUGAAGGGUCUGCAGUCGGUUCAAGAUGCAAAGCAAGCUGUCGAGCUUGGAAUGGAUGGAAUUGUUGUUUCAAACCACGGUGGCAGACAACAGGACGGUGGUCCCGCUUCCCUUGAUUGCCUUGCGAACAUAGUUGACGCCGUAGGAACUGAAAUUGAUGUUUUAUUCGACUCUGGCGUGCGUUGUGGAAGCGACAUUGCCAAAGCGCUGGCACUUGGAGCCAAGAAUGUUCUCAUUGGGCGUCCCUACGUCUAUGGUCUGGCUUUAGGCGGCCAAGAUGGUGUGAGCCACGUUCUGCGCUCACUACUAGGUGACUUGACAAUGACUUUGCAUCUUGCGGGAAUUCCUUCUGUUAAGCAAAUGGAUUUAAACCGCGAUAGUCUACAGUACACAGGUUGA